AUGUCAGAUUUACCAGUCAACCCCAUUGUCAUUGUAGGAGGUGGUUUAGCUGGGUUAUCAGCUGCCCAUCAAGCUUAUUUACGUGGAGCUAAUGUUGUCUUGUUGGACAAACAAGGGUUCUUAUCAGGAAAUAGUGGUAAAGCAACCUCAGGUAUCAAUGGUGCAUUAACCAGAACUCAAACACAAUUGAAGAUUGAUGAUUCAGUUGAGAAAUUUUACGAGGAUACGUUAAAAACAGCCAAAGAUCGAGCUAAUCCAGCAUUGAUUAAAGUAUUGACUUAUAAUUCCGCCGAUGCUGUGCAUUGGUUACAAGAGGUGUUCGGGUUAGAUUUGACCGUGGUGCUGAGAUUGGGUGGUCACUCACAGCCUCGUACUCACCGUGGUCAUGACUCCAAGUUUCCCGGAAUGGCCAUCACUUAUCGGUUGUUGGAAACAUUAGAAAAGUUGAGCGAAGAUGAACCAGAUAGAGUGGCUAUAUUGAAACAUUGUCAAGUGAUUGAUUUGAUUAAAGAAGGAGAAGACAAAGUGGUUGGUGUCAAGUACAAAAAUUUGCAAGAUAAAUCGAAAUCAGAGGUUUAUGGACCCGUGAUUAUGUCAACUGGUGGGUAUGCUGCGGAUUUCACCAAAAACAGUUUAUUACGUAAAUACCGUCCAGACAUCAUUGAUUUACCAUCAACUAAUGGAGUACAUGCCACUGGGGAUGGACAAAAGAUCAUCAUGAAGAACCAUGGUGUUGGUAUUGAUAUGGAUAAAGUUCAAGUUCAUCCAACUGGGUUGAUUGAUUUUAAUGAUAAGGAUGUGAUUGCCGGUAAAACUCAACCUCGUUUCCUAUUUCUUGGUGCUGAAGCAUUGCGUGGAGAAGGAGGUAUUAUGUUGAAUGGUAAAGGAGAUAGAUUUGUUGAUGAGUUGGGUACGAGAGAUUGGGUAUCUGGUGAAAUGGAAAAACAAAAUAAAGCCGGAAAUGGUCCCAUAAGAUUAGUUUUGAGUGAAGAAUCGGAAAAGAAGUUGGAGUUUCAUAUCAAACAUUACACACAAAGGAAUUUAAUGAGAACGGUUACUGGGAAACAAUUGUGUCAAGAGAUUGGAUGUAGUGAAGAACAUUUAAAACAACAAUUAGACACUUAUAAUAAAGCCGCUAAAGGUGAUAUCAAGGACCCUUAUGGUAAACAAUUUUUCCCAGCUACUCCAUUUGAGUAUAAACCAGAUGCCAAGUAUCAUGUUUCAUUUAUCACUAGAGUGUUGCAUUUCACAAUGGGUGGUGUCAAAAUCAAUGACAAGUCACAGGUGCUUACUGAGAAUGAUACCCCAUUUGAGGGUUUGUACGCUGCUGGUGAAGUCGCUGGUGGUGUUCAUGGACACAAUAGAUUAGGUGGAUCUUCCUUAUUGGCGUGUGUUGUUUAUGGAAGAUUGGCAGCAGAUGAAGCAUGCAGCUAUGAGUUGCAAAAGUUGAGUAAAACUGGAGGAGGUGGUGCAAAUGAUGAUGAUGAUGGUGGAUCGGGAAACAAUGCUACACAGAGAUUGAACAUGAUCAAUUUACACAUUGAUCCGAACACGAAUAGAAUAAUCAUUGAUUUGAACAAUCAAAGUGGUUCUAGUGAAAGCAACUCCAGCGGUGGUUCUGUUUCAAGCAAGCAACAACAACAAAAACAUCAACAUCAACAACAAAAACAAUCAGCAUCAGCUAAGUCUAAAGAACAACAACAACAACAAGGAAAAGAUGCAAAAGCUUUUUCGAUCCCCGAUAAGGAAUUCACGCUUGAAGAAGUUGCCAAACACAACACUAAGAAUGACUGUUGGUGUAUAAUCAAGAAUGUUGUUGUUGAUUUGACCAAGUUUUUAGAUCAUCACCCAGGUGGAGCUGCUUCAAUUACCAAUUUUGGCGGUAGAGAUGCCACUGAGAGUUUUGAAAUGUUGCAUGAAGAUAACUUUAUUCCCAAGUAUGUUCCCAAUUGCGUCUUGGGUAGGAUUAAAGGAACCAAACCUGAUUUAGACUUGUGA
This is a messenger RNA of Lodderomyces parapsilosis, 1998 nucleotides long. It is a transcript of the gene OSM2, whose product is annotated as fumarate reductase. The coding region runs from base 1 to 1998 and encodes 665 amino acids. Gene Ontology annotation, molecular function: oxidoreductase activity; heme binding; FMN binding. The record is from RefSeq and is a predicted model, not a curated record. NCBI's taxonomy places the organism in Eukaryota, Fungi, Ascomycota, Pichiomycetes, Serinales, Debaryomycetaceae. The transcript has a single exon.